AUGUUGAACCCUACUUUUUUUCUGUGGGAUUUGAUGUAUCCCUUAUAUACCUAUGGCUUCAUCUUCAUUAUUAUCCUAAUUAUCUGGCAAGUGAAAAGGAGUUACCAAGGGUUAAGGUUAAAACCUAGAAGGAGCUGCUGUCAGCGUCACCGAAAACUCAGGCAAAGGGCUAGAGAUGCAGCGUCAAGAGCUAGGAAACAUUCCUGCAAAGAAGCUGAGAAGCCAUGGGAGCUGCUCUCUGUCAUGAAAAGCCAGAGCUGGCUUCCUCAGGAGGGAAGUGUACGAAGGCUUCUGUGUGCAGAUACUUACUGCGAAAUCUGUAAUGCCAUGGCAUUGAAGAUUCAGCGGUUGCUGCCCAGCCUUCCAGAAUUGGGCUUGAGAAAUAAGAUGAAAUCCCUUCUGCAGUGUAUAAACAUCAAGGCAAAAGGCAAAGGGCACAAAGACUCCAAUUUUUUGACAGUUGCAAAAAUGGCCAACACUAGGAGAAAAAAGAGAUGUAAAAUGGAUGAAGUGGAUCCUGUCCGACCAUCUCCUGUUAACUGGGAUGGACCCAAAUGUGUGACCCUUGGAGAGGAUGCAGAUUUUAAGGUCAAAGUUACAGGAUGGAAUGUAGAAAAAAAUCAUCAGAGUUAG
This is a messenger RNA of Miniopterus natalensis, 633 nucleotides long. Lineage: Eukaryota; Metazoa; Chordata; Mammalia; Chiroptera; Miniopteridae. The record is from RefSeq and is a predicted model, not a curated record.